Messenger RNA from Microdochium trichocladiopsis, 762 nucleotides. RefSeq lists its product as uncharacterized. The transcript has a single exon. Gene Ontology annotation, molecular function: protein binding. NCBI's taxonomy places the organism in Eukaryota, Fungi, Ascomycota, Sordariomycetes, Xylariales, Microdochiaceae. The record is from RefSeq and is a predicted model, not a curated record. The annotation marks the transcript as partial.
AUGGCGGCUGCGCCCCCCCGCGACCGCGACGCCGCCCGCUCGCGCGAGGUGCGGCUGUGCCUCGAGAGCUGGCAGACGGCCCAGGGCUCGGCCAUCAACGUCGCGCUCACCGUCGACAACAUCGGGCUCGCCAACCUCCAGCGCACCGGCUACACGCCCCAGCCGCCCCCCGACCGCGCCCUCGCGGCCUUUGCCCAGCUCGCCGUCCUGCGCCUCGGCGUCGAGCGCGCCAUGGUCUCCCUCAUCGACAGCUCGACCCAGACCAUCCUCGCCGAGGCCAACCGCGAGGACAGCCACUCGGCUCCCGACGGCGCCGUCCGCCCGCCCACCGUUCUCUGGCUCGGCACCACGACCCUCGCCCGCCACGACGCCGUCUGCGAGCACUGCCUCGCCAGCACCUACACGACGACCUCGACGGCGCCCGACGGCCGCCAGCAGCACCACACGACGCAGGCAUUUGUCGUCCCCGACUGCAGCGUCGACCCCCGCUUCCAGGACCGCCCCUACGUCCGCGACAGCCCCUACAUCCGCUUCUACGCCGGAGUGCCCAUCAUUUCGCGUGCCGGCCACAAGAUUGGCGCCUAUGCCGUGUCCGACGGCCACGUCCGCGACGGCCUCAGCCUCGAGGACGUCCAGUUCAUGCAGGGCAUGGCCCGCACCAUCAUGGAGCACCUCGAGUGGGCGCGCGACCGCGUCGACCGCUUCAAGGGCGAGCGCAUCGUCCGCGGGCUCGCAGCCUUCAUCGAGAGCUCGGCCGGCCCG